Molecule: messenger RNA, 1779 nt
Organism: Triticum aestivum (bread wheat)
Lineage: Eukaryota; Viridiplantae; Streptophyta; Magnoliopsida; Poales; Poaceae
Product: purple acid phosphatase 2
Exons: 5
Coding region: 125-1510 (461 amino acids)
Molecular function (GO): acid phosphatase activity; metal ion binding
Source: RefSeq, a predicted model, not a curated record
AUCCUCCUUCCUUCAUUUCUUCCUCGGCCUCGCACUCAACGAUCCCUCUCUUUCGACCUCCUCUCCUCUCUGCUUCCGUUUCCGCGCUAGCCUCGGUACGAGAAAGAAACAGGGGAGGGGAGGCAUGGGGGCUCGCCGGCGCCUGGCGCUCCUCGCGCUCGCCGUGGCCCUCGCCGCGGCGGCGGCCACCACGGGCCACGCCGGCGUCACCAGCGCGUACCGGCGCAAGCUGGAGGCCACCGCCGACAUGCCGUUCGACGCCGACGUCUUCCGCGUGCCGCCGGGCUACAAUGCCCCUCAGCAGGUGCACAUCACGCUGGGCGACCAGACGGGCACGGCGAUGACGGUCUCGUGGGUGACGGCGAGCGAGCUGGGCAACGGCACGGUGCGGUACGGCCCGUCGCCGGACAAGAUGGAGAUGACGGCGCAGGGCACGCACACGCGCUACGACUACUUCAACUACACCUCCGGCUUCAUCCACCACUGCGUCCUCAGGAACCUCAAGCAUGGCGUGAAGUACUACUACGCGAUGGGGUUCGGCCACACGGUGCGCACCUUCUCCUUCACCGCCCCUCCCAAGCCCGGCCCCGACGUGCCCUUCAAGUUCGGCCUCAUCGGUGACCUGGGGCAGACGUUCGACUCCAACAGCACGCUGUCGCACUACGAGGCCAACGGCGGCGACGCGGUGCUCUUCGUGGGCGACCUCUCCUACGCCGACGCCUACCCGCUGCACGACAACCGGCGCUGGGACAGCUGGGCGCGCUUCGUGGAGCGCAGCGUGGCGUACCAGCCCUGGAUCUGGACCGCCGGCAACCACGAGCUGGACUACGCGCCGGAGAUCGGCGAGACGGUGCCCUUCAAGCCCUUCACCCGCCGCUACCGCACGCCGUACCGCGCCGCCGGCAGCACGGAGCCGCUCUGGUACUCGGUCAAGGUCGCCUCCGCCCACAUCAUCGUGCUCUCCUCCUACUCCUCCUACGGCAAGUACACGCCGCAGUGGACGUGGCUGUCGGACGAGCUGGGCCGCGUCGACCGCAAGGCCACGCCGUGGCUCAUCGUGCUCAUGCACUCGCCAUGGUACAACAGCAACAACUACCACUACAUGGAGGGGGAGACGAUGCGGGUGCAGUUCGAGAGCUGGCUGGUGGCCGCCAAGGUGGACCUCGUCCUCGCCGGCCACGUCCACUCGUACGAGCGCAGCCGCCGCUUCUCCAACGUCGCCUACAACAUCGUCAACGGCAAGGCCACGCCCGUGCGCGACUUGGACGCGCCCGUCUACGUCACCAUCGGCGACGGCGGCAACAUCGAGGGCAUCGCCAACAACUUCACGGAGCCGCAGCCGUCCUACUCGGCCUUCAGGGAGGCGAGCUUCGGGCACGCGACGCUGGAGAUCAAGAACCGGACGCACGCCUACUACGCGUGGCACCGCAACCACGACGGCGCCAAGGCCACAGCCGACUCCGUCUGGCUCACCAACAGACACCACCUCCCCACCGACGACUCCAAGUGAAGUGGCCGGACGGAUCAUCUGCCCCUUUACUUGAGCAACGUGGGGUUUUUCUUACAUGUCGAUCCAUCCGGCUGCGAUGGGACAGAAAAGAAGACAUCUUGGGCAGCUGCAAAUGGUUGCUACACGGCUGCUUCUUUCAUCUCAUUUGUGAAUCUCUUGAGCUCGAGCCGUAGUUAGUGCAAUUAGUCAUGUAACCUUAAGGGUAAAGCUCUUGCGCGUAGUCUCGUUUGAAAUAAAAUAACAAAAGAGAUUUGGGAGGUUCUUCUCAA